AUGGACAACACCACCAGGGAUAAAACGUCAAUUCCAGUAUAUCAGGAAAAACUUCCAUUCCCUGCCAAGGCAAGGAAAGACCAAAAUGAUCAACAGUACAAAAAGUUUCUCGACAUGUUUAAAACUUUGCACAUUAAUGUUCUAUUUGCAGAAGCCCUUGCUCAAAUGCCAAGAUAUGCCAAAUUUCUAAAGGAACUGCUCACAAGCAAAAGGAUGUUUUCUUCUGUGACACUCAGUGAGGAGUGUUCUACUUUGCUAUGUAACAAACUUCCCAAGAAGGAAAAAGAUCCAGGGGGCUUCAUUGUUCCUUGCACAAUCAGGGGUUUGGUUGAUGAGAAGGCUCUUGCCGACCUUGGAGCAACUAAUAACCUAAUGCCGUACGGAAUUUUUCAAAAUUUAAGACUCGGGGAGCCAAAACCAACAAACAUGACUUUACAACUAGCAGACUGA
This is a messenger RNA of Dioscorea cayenensis subsp. rotundata (Guinea yam), 450 nucleotides long. RefSeq lists its product as uncharacterized. NCBI's taxonomy places the organism in Eukaryota, Viridiplantae, Streptophyta, Magnoliopsida, Dioscoreales, Dioscoreaceae. The record is from RefSeq and is a predicted model, not a curated record. The transcript has a single exon. Bases 1 to 450 code for a protein of 149 amino acids.